This is a messenger RNA of Tinamus guttatus (white-throated tinamou), 2521 nucleotides long. The record is from RefSeq and is a predicted model, not a curated record. NCBI's taxonomy places the organism in Eukaryota, Metazoa, Chordata, Aves, Tinamiformes, Tinamidae.
AUGGAGAAGAAGGUCCAUGAAGUCUUGGUGCGCCGCCACGUUGACGUCUCGCGCUUCGUAGUCGCCCUUGAAUUAUCUCAAAAUGAGAACAUCAAAGUCAGCUGGUUGCCUCCACCACCAGGUACACAAAAUGGAUUUAUUACAGGCUAUAAAAUCCGACAUAGAAAGACUACCCGCAGGGGCGAGAUUGAAACCCUGGAGCCCAACAACCUCUGGUACUUGUUCACAGGACUCGACAAAGGGAGCCAAUACAGUUUCCAGGUGGCUGCCAUGACCGUGAACGGGACCGGCCCCCCGUCGGACUGGUUCACGGCGGAGACCCCGGAGAACGAUCUCGAUGAAUCCCAGGUUCCUGACCAGCCAAGCUCUCUUCACGUGAGGCCGUUGACGACGAGCAUCGUCAUGAGCUGGACCCCGCCGCUCAACCCCAACAUCGUGGUCCGUGGCUACAUCAUCGGCUACGGCGUGGGCAGCCCCUACGCCGAGACCGUGCGCGUGGACAGCAAGCAGCGUUACUAUUCCAUUGAAAACCUGGAGCCGAGCUCGCACUACGUGAUCUCCCUGAAGGCCUUCAACAACGCGGGCGAGGGCGUCCCCCUGUACGAAAGUGCCACCACGCGCUCCAUGACGGACCCCAUUGAUCCAUUAGAAGUUGAUUUUUAUCCUUUGCUUGACGAUUUCCCUACCUCAGUCCCAGAUAUCUCCACCCCCAUGCUCCCACCAGUAGGUGUCCAGGCCGUUGCGCUUGCCCAUGACGCCGUGAGGGUCAUCUGGGCAGACAACUCUGUCCCAAAGAACCAAAAGACAACCGAGGUUCGCUUUUACACCGUCCGGUGGAGAACCAGCUAUUCCACGAGUGCUAAAUACAAGUCGGCGGACACGACAGCCCUGAGCCACACGGUGAUAGGCCUCAAGCCCAACACCAUGUACGAGUUCUCCGUCAUGGUCACCAAGGGCCGGCGCUCGAGCACGUGGAGCAUGACGGCCCACGCCACCACCUACGAAGCAGCUCCAACCUCUGCGCCCAAGGAUUUGACAGUCAUUACACGGGAAGGGAAGCCCCGAGCUGUCAUUGUCAGCUGGCAGCCACCCUUAGAAGCCAAUGGCAAAAUUACUGCUUACAUCCUCUUCUAUACUUUGGACAAGAAUGCUCCCAUCGAUGACUGGAUUAUGGAGUCCAUCAGCGGGGACCGACUCACCCACCAAAUCAUGGACCUCAGCCUCGACACCGUCUACUACUUCCGAAUCCAGGCUCGCAAUGCCAAAGGAGUGGGGCCUCUCUCCGAUCCCAUUUUCUUCCGGACGCUGAAAGUGGAGCAUCCUGACAAAAUGGCCAAUGACCAAGGGCGUCACGGAGAUGGCUCCUACUGGCCCGUGGACACCAACCUGCUCGACAGAAGCAGCCUGAACGAGCCUCCCAUCGGGCAGAUGCACCCUCCGCACGGCAGCGUGACGCCGCAGAAGAACGGCAACCUGCUGGUCAUCAUCGUGGUCACCGUCGGGGUCAUCACGGUGGUGGUGGUGGCCGUGGUCGCCGUCAUCUGCACGCGGCGCUCCUCGGCGCAGCAGAGGAAGAAACGCGCCACCCACAGCGCAGGCAAGAGGAAGGGCAGCCAGAAGGACCUGAGGCCUCCGGAUCUCUGGAUCCACCACGAGGAGAUGGAGAUGAAGAACAUGGAAAAGCCGGCGGGCUCCGAGCCCGCGGGGAGGGAGUCCCCCAUGCAGGGCUGCCAGGACAUGGCCCCCGUCACCCACAGCCAGUCCGAGACGCAGCUGGGUGCCAAGACAGCCCCGCAGCCAGCUCCUGAGGCAGAAGAGGUUGGAAGCAGCAUGUCCACACUGGAGCGCUCGCUGGCUGCCCGCAGGGCCACCCGUGCCAAGCUCAUGAUUCCCAUGGAUUCGCAGCCAAACAACCCCCCCGUGGUCAGUGCCAUUCCGGUGCCAACGCUAGAAAGCGCCCAGUAUCCCGGGAUCCUGCCGUCUCCCACCUGUGGAUACCCACAUCCCCAGUUCACCCUUCGGCCCGUGCCCUUCCCAACGCUCUCCGUCGACAGGACCUUUGGAACGGGAAGAAGUCACCGGAGCAUCCCCACGGCGUGCGUGCGCCCCACGCACCCGCUGCGCAGCUUCGCCAACCCCCUGCUACCUCCACCCAUGAGUGCAAUAGAGCCCAAAGUCCCCUACACGCCGCUGCUGUCCCAAACAGGGCCCAACCUGCCCAAGGCCCCGGUGAAGACGGCGUCGCUGGGCUUGGCCGGCAAGGCCCGGUCGCCGCUGCUGCCCGUGUCGGUGCCCACGGCCCCGGAGGUCUCCGAGGAGGGACACAAGGCCACGGAGGACCCCGCUAACGUUUAUGAACAGGAUGAUCUGAGCGAACAGAUGGCCAGUUUGGAGGGGCUAAUGAAGCAACUUAAUGCUAUCACAGGCUCAGCCUUCUAACAGCUAGUGAGGAACAGCUGAUUAUCCAGGAGCAUUGCAGCAUCCCAGUAUUUCAUGCAUACCCCACCUGUCCUCGACCCCA